This is a messenger RNA of Myotis myotis, 2690 nucleotides long. It is a transcript of the gene SNORC, whose product is annotated as secondary ossification center associated regulator of chondrocyte maturation. Lineage: Eukaryota; Metazoa; Chordata; Mammalia; Chiroptera; Vespertilionidae. The record is from RefSeq and is a predicted model, not a curated record. Gene Ontology annotation, cellular component: cell periphery. Bases 2281 to 2646 code for a protein of 121 amino acids. The transcript is spliced from 3 exons. Gene Ontology annotation, biological process: cartilage development.
CUCAGGAGUGUGAUUUGGGGGUCUGACUGUACUUAUCAGUAUGUUGCUACAUUACAUUGCAGGGUACAGAAAGAUGAAGAUGGGACACAGCAAUCAAGCAGCACAAAUGAGUGAACAGUUAGAAGAAGUUCACAGUUAAAUCUGUCCCCCAAAUCCCAGCUGACUAAAUUCACAUAUUAAGUCCCUGCUAUGUGCUGGGAUGGGGCUAGGUCUGGGAAAUGCACUGGUGAACACAGCAGUCCCUGCUGUAUUGGGACUUACAGGGUGGGGACAGACAACUAAUGAACACUUUAUCUGAAGAUGCUAUUACAGGUAUCGUGACAAAUGUUUUUUAUCUGGGACACACAAAAAACCCUAAAAAGACUGACCACCCCAUAGUAUGGAGGCAAAAAUAAUUGAACAGACCCUCCACAAAAGAGGAUAAUCCUGUGCUCAAUAAGGAAAACUGCUCAACUUUAUUAGUCAUGGAAAUACAACCGCAAUGAGACACCACUACAUACCCAGCAGGCGACUAGUAACGAAAAGACAGGCGACACCAGGGUGUGGUGAGGAUGUAGGGCAACUGCUGAUGAGAGUGUAAAUGGGAACAAACACUGGCAAACUGCUGGGCAGCAUCUACAGAACCUAAACACUGGUUACCCUCUGACCCAGCAAUGUGACUCUUAGAGUUAGUGCACAUGUUCACCAAAAGACAUGUGCAAGAAUAGUCAUAGGAGCUGUAUUCCUAAAAGUUCACACCCAGAAAUAACCCAAUGGACAUAGAUAAAUGGAUAAAGGAAUGGAUAAGUUGUGGCACAUUCAGCAACAAGAAUGAGUGAGCUAUUGCCACAUGCAACAAUGUGGAUGAAUUUCACAGAAUGUUGAACAAAAGAGUCAUAUGGUUCCAUUUAUUUGAAGUUCAAGUGUAGACAAAACGAAUCUAUGGUGAUAGAAGGUAGAAUGGCAUUUUGGGGUUACUGACUGGUGAUGGGGAGGGGUAGUGUUUACAUAGGUGUAUCUAUCUGUAUAAAAGUUUAUCAGUUGUAAACAUAACAUUUGUCUACUUCACAGUAUGUUAGUCCUCACAAAAACUGAGAAAAACAAAACCAAAGCCAAGAGAGUUUCAUGUAAAUAUAAGUAUUAAGAAAUUAAUGUGAUGAGUGGAUGGGGGGCUAACUGAUCAGGACUGAGACCCGAGUGAUGAUGAAAAGGGAACCACCUGAGGGGCUGCUCUCUGGGAGAGGGGAGGCAGGCUCAAGCUUGAGCAGGUGGGGGAGAGGAGCAGGGCCAAGGCAAGCCCUUAGGUUGACUUUUUGUUCUAAGAGCAGUGGGAAACCAUGAAGGGUGUGAGGUAGGAGGGUGGUGGCAGUAUUUUCUGAGCUAUUGUGGGGUGCGGGGGAAGACAAGGGUAGUAAGAUAAAAAGAGAGGGACUUUUGAUGACUUUUCAUUGUGUGGCUAGGAUAUCUGAAAGGUGGGGGCUGCUCCCUGCUGAGCAGGGCUGGGAAGGCAGGGCAGCGAAGGCGUGUGUCGGACAUGUUAAGUUAGAGAUGCUUAUUAGACACCCGGGAAGCUGUCAGCAAGGCAGUGGGCCAUGGGGCCAGACCUGGCCCCAACACAUUAUGAGCAUAUAGGUGGCAUUUCAAGUCUUAGGCACCUGGGAGAGCAGAGAGCAAGACAAGGGCAUUUAAUGACAUGGGCUUUUCUGGAAGGAGAUGAGCACAGCCAGAGGGUUUGGAUUGAAACUGCCUAAAAGUGCUGUGCUUCCUUAACCAGCCCGCUCCUGGCCAGGCAUCCAGGGCCCGAAAGUGAGCAGAACCUGCUGCUCAGUGCGGACAGCCCAGGGCGAGUCUCCUCGCCCGGCCCUGGGCACUGGGCAUAGAUUCCUGGGCCCAAAUACAACCCACUGAAACAGAGUGCCCAAGGUGUCUGCAUUUUCCAGUUCCCUGGGUGAGUCUUUGCACAUGGAGGUGAGAGAGAGAGAGAGAGAGAGAGAGAGAGAGAGAGAAAGGGUGCAAUUUCCUCUUUCCUCUCCGAGGGUGGGGCUGCUCCAGAAUUCAGGAAAGCAGUCUGUUCUGUUAGCUCUGCUGUGUGUGUGUGUGUGUGUGUGUGUGUGUGUGUGUGUGUGUGUAUGCGUGUGUGUGUUGGCAUGCAUGGGGGGCGGGCACGGUGUCCCAGGAGGACAGAGUUUGCAUUGAUGAAAACCCUUCCCAGCCCUUUGAUACCUCUUUCCCGCCGCCCUGAAGUUAACCAGCUCAGUCCUCGGUGCAUCCCGCUCGCUGGCCACACUCACUCGGCCCAGGAUGGCAUUCUGUCUGACCCUGCGCAUGGCGCUACUGCUCCUCUUCGGGGUCCUAGCCCCUGCGGUGCUCACAGCGGAGGACCCGCAGGAGCCCGUGCCCACCCUGUGGAACGAGCCGGCCGACCUGCCCUCGGGAGAAGGCCCCGUGGAGAGCACCAGCCCUGCCCGGGAGCCCGCAGCCACCGGCGCCCCGGCCCCCACCGCCCCACCCAGCCCCGAGGACAGCACCGCGCGGGAGCGACUGGACCCCGGCAGCGGCUCGCUGGGGCCCGGCGCCAUCGCGGCCAUCGUCAUCGCCGCCCUGCUGGCCACCUGCGUGGUGCUGGCGCUCGUGGUGGUCGCGCUGAGAAAGUUUUCCGCCUCCUGAAGCGAAUAAAGGGGCCGCGAUCCGCCGGGCGCGCCCGUGUCUUC